Messenger RNA from Anisakis simplex (herring worm), 234 nucleotides. The record is from the annotation of a GenBank genome assembly. NCBI's taxonomy places the organism in Eukaryota, Metazoa, Nematoda, Chromadorea, Rhabditida, Anisakidae.
AUGAAACUUCGUCGAUCGAGCGCCGAAGGAGAGAUCGUUGAUGAAGAAUUGAGCAAAUUACUUAAAUUCACGAUUGCUUUUCACUUGAGCUCAUUCAUUUGCCUUUCAUUGCAAGCGACAAUAAUACAAUUCCAAAGCUCAGUAGCAGAGUUGGACACAUCACAGGUUCAAGUGAUGAGUGCGUGCAGUGUUCUACGUGAGACCGAAUGGUACAUCAGUAGUGCUACAGUAUAA